AAGGUGAUAGGGAGAAGACACAACCAACACCCCUUCCUAGUCCCUCUUGUUGCAAAGCUGAAGAGCGGAGAAUGUUGUAUUCAUGGGAAAAAAUUUGUGCAUUUAUAUCAGAUGAGAAUUUAUGGGAUGAUCUUUUGACAGAUCUUAAUUCUG
This is a messenger RNA of Dentiscutata erythropus, 153 nucleotides long. Lineage: Eukaryota; Fungi; Glomeromycota; Glomeromycetes; Diversisporales; Gigasporaceae. The record is from the annotation of a GenBank genome assembly.